This is a messenger RNA of Cyprinus carpio (common carp), 1867 nucleotides long. RefSeq lists its product as uncharacterized. Lineage: Eukaryota; Metazoa; Chordata; Actinopteri; Cypriniformes; Cyprinidae. The record is from RefSeq and is a predicted model, not a curated record.
ACUGGACUGUAUUUUCGCACCUUGUCGAGCUGGUUACGUGCUGAAACGGUUUAAUUUUAGCACGUUUCUGCCGGGUGCUAGUGAACAGGAAUGUGAAGCUGGCUUCUAUAAGUGGACUCAAAUGUUUAUUUAUUUAUUUUUUUAAGUGAAGCAGAGAGACCGUGAUGUCUGGAAGAUGUAACUGCAUGUCCUUACUGCAGUCAUAUAAAACUGAGGAUUUGGGGUCGCAGGUAUGUUUUAUUCCCCUGUCGCUAGUGUUUCGUCGUUCAGCAUCGACACAGUUCAGUGUUUAAAGUCGCGCGGCUAGUUCAGACAUGCUAACCGACGCCGCUCCGCCGGAGAGCUCAAAAUAAACGAAACCCCCCUGCCACAGGAAUAUUGGUUCGGUUUCGGUUUUAAUUUUAAUUAAAAAUUAUGUUCUUUUCCUGUCACUGAGUGAUUUGCACAGGUGUGGCCGUCAGUCGUUUUCUGGUUCAGCUGCUUUAAUACAAACACGCCUUAACACAGGUCUGCUGAGGUCUCAUUGUCUUCUUAUACUUGAAGCAGUGUAACACUUUAUACAUCGUUCUAAAGUUUUCUGACUUUUUAAUAGCUAUACCAUUAGAUGAAGAGGUGUCUGUGCUUAUUAUUGCGUUAUACUAUAGUUAUUAAUGUGUAAUUAUCAACUAUAUUAGCUUCCCCCCCACACAUUAUAAAGACUUAACACUAUACAUUAUAAAGUAAUAGUGCAGACAUGACCGCAGUUGUAGGGCGAGUUUGGGGGUGGGUCAGUCCAGCGAGUCUGUACUCGUCCUGGGGCAGUAAGGCCAAACCUGAGAAACCCCCAACAACGGAGAUUCAUGCUAGAAGCAGAUGGGGCUUAUGGGGACUUACUGCCUGGGUUUGGAGGGGCGAGAACACCAAAAAGGACCAAAAGACAAUCGCAGAGGAAUUCUGGGAGACCGAGGAGACUUUCAAGCCGUUGGAAGUUGAAGAGCUGAGGGCUGAUGUUGAGAUUGAGAAAGCAGCCGCCCGAAGCUCCUCGCGCUGGUGGAGCCGAAUGCUUCCAUCCAGAUACUUUUUCUGGCCCCGGUGGUCGCUGUCCACCCCGCUCCACCAGCAGAAAUGUGCCGGGUGGAGUGAAGGGACGUGGGACAGCGAUGAAGUUGAUGGGGAGUCAGACUAUGGGACGCCUCCGCCGUCCCCCACGCCGCAGACAUCUGCAUUCCAGUUCUUCUCUCGCUCGUGGACGGGAGAAAUCGUGCCUGAGCACUACGAUAUUUGCUUUAAUUUCCUCCGCCACCUCUUUGACUUGUUUGUGGUGGGCUUCCUGACCACCGUAUCCCCUCCGACCAAGUUACUUUUGGACGUGCUGGGGGUGCAGGGGGCGCUGAAGCUGUGGCUCCACGGGAUGGCCAUGUUUCUGGUGUCGUCUGUCGGGAUGGCCGGACUGCUGUGGGUGGUACAGGAGUACCUGCUGCUGUUUGCGUUGAUCUACGGUAUCGUGCAAGCGCUGGUCAUCUCUGUCAGCGUACGCCAGAGUGAGGCUUCGGCAGACGGGGAUGAUGGGAAAGCUGACGGAGAGGUCACAGAGAGCGAGGAGGAACAGAACGACAUACGGGAGCAGAAUGAGCCACAGCACACAGCUGAAGAAAGCAAGAACGGAGAUAAACAAAGGAGCUGAAGUCCUGGGAAAAGUGUGUUUUGGGUUGCUGACGUGCAGAUCGUCCAGCACCCAAAUCUUCCACUGAGGAUUCGACCCCUCGAGUGAUUGAAGAGCACCCUAAAUGUACCAGCACCUCUUUCCUCACCACCACCAGUGGAAGUUUUUUGCUCACUUUAAAAUGUACUUUUAAUUUUCCCCAAAACUAUUUUUACAUAGCACACU